Messenger RNA from Sitophilus oryzae (rice weevil), 2275 nucleotides. Its product is annotated as heat shock protein 68-like. The record is from RefSeq and is a predicted model, not a curated record. NCBI's taxonomy places the organism in Eukaryota, Metazoa, Arthropoda, Insecta, Coleoptera, Curculionidae. Gene Ontology annotation, molecular function: ATP hydrolysis activity; ATP binding; heat shock protein binding. The transcript has a single exon. Gene Ontology annotation, cellular component: cytoplasm. Gene Ontology annotation, biological process: protein refolding; cellular response to unfolded protein. The coding region runs from base 139 to 2097 and encodes 652 amino acids.
CUAACCAGUCAAAUUUGAAUCACGACAGUGAAGCAAAAGCUAAAUACAAAGCGAUUCCGAGCGAAUUUACAAAGCGAUUUUCAAGUGAAAAGUUAUUAUUACCGUUCAGUUAGUGAAAACAAGUGAAGUUAUACAAAAAUGGUACAAGCUCCAGCAAUCGGUAUCGACUUGGGAACCACAUACUCCUGCGUGGGUGUGUGGCAACAAGGAAAAGUCGAAAUCAUCGCCAACGACCAAGGAAACAGAACAACACCGAGUUAUGUGGCGUUCACCGACACCGAACGUCUUAUAGGAGAUGCUGCGAAGAACCAGGUCGCCAUGAACCCCUCUAACACUAUCUUCGACGCCAAGAGGUUGAUCGGACGCAAAUUCGACGAUCCCAAAAUCCAGGAAGACAUUAAACACUGGCCCUUCAAAGUGGUUAAUAGCGGAGGAAAACCAAAACUACAAGUCGAGUUCAAAGGGGAACAGAAACAGUUUGCUCCAGAGGAGGUCAGUUCGAUGGUACUCACGAAAAUGAAGGAAACGGCAGAAGCUUAUUUGGGAUUGCCUGUAAAAGACGCGGUAAUCACAGUUCCUGCAUAUUUCAACGAUUCCCAGAGACAAGCUACAAAAGAUGCCGGUGUAAUAGCGGGGUUGAACGUGUUGAGGAUCAUCAACGAACCCACUGCUGCCGCGUUGGCUUACGGUUUGGACAAGAACCUCAAAGGAGAAAGAAAUGUGCUCAUUUUCGAUCUGGGAGGAGGCACAUUCGACGUUUCCAUCCUAACAAUCGACGAAGGAUCUCUGUUCGAAGUAAGAGCCACCGCAGGUGACACCCAUCUCGGAGGUGAAGACUUUGACAACAGACUAGUGAACCACCUCACUGAAGAAUUCAAAAGAAAAUACAGGAAGGACUUGAAAUCCAACCCAAAAGCUAUCAGAAGAUUAAGGACUGCAGCUGAAAGAGCGAAACGUACUCUAUCAUCCAGUACAGAAGCUAGCAUUGAAAUCGAUGCACUUUUCGAAGGAAUCGACUUCUACACAAAAAUAUCCAGAGCCAGGUUCGAAGAACUGAACGCAGAUCUGUUCAGAGGAACACUACAACCCGUCGAAAAAGCCUUAAAAGAUGCCAAAAUGGACAAAGGCUCUAUUCACGACAUCGUUCUGGUGGGUGGUUCCACAAGAAUUCCGAAAAUCCAACAACUGCUUCAGAAUUACUUCAACGGAAAGCAACUGAACCUUUCAAUCAACCCAGACGAAGCGGUUGCUUACGGUGCAGCAGUCCAAGCGGCAGUUCUGAGUGGAGCUCAAGAUUCCAAGAUCCAAGACGUUCUCUUAGUCGACGUAACUCCACUGUCUUUGGGUAUUGAAACGGCCGGUGGUGUAAUGACCAAGAUCAUCGAAAGAAAUGCAAGAAUCCCGUGCAAACAGACGCAAACAUUCACCACGUAUUCCGACAAUCAACCUGCUGUAACCAUUCAAGUGUUCGAAGGUGAAAGAGCCAUGACCAAAGACAACAACCUUUUGGGAAACUUCGACUUGACCGGCAUUCCACCGGCGCCCAGGGGAGUACCCAAAGUCGAGGUCACUUUCGAUCUCGACGCCAACGGUAUUCUGAACGUCUCUGCCAAGGACACCAGCUCCGGCAACUCCCGCAACAUCACCAUCAAAAACGACAAAGGCAGACUGUCUCAGGCCGACAUCGACCGCAUGUUGUCCGAAGCAGAACAAUACAAAGAAGAGGACGAGAAACAGAAACAAAAAGUCGCAUCACGCAAUCAGCUGGAAGCCUACAUUUUCCAACUGAAACAGGCGGUUCAAGAGUGCGGAGACAAACUGAGUUCGGAGGAUAAAUCGACGGUAGAACGGGAAUGUGAAGCAGCUCUGAAAUGGCUGGACUCCAACACUCUAGCCGAGAAGGAAGAAUUCGAGGACAAACAGAAGCAGCUCACGUCCGUUUGCAGUCCCAUUAUGGCCAAAUUGUACAACUCUGGAGCCUCCCAAAAUAACAACAACUAUGGAGGAGCCAACAUGCCUGGUAGCAGCUGUGGAAGACAAGCUGGAGGAUUUGGUCAAACGUCAUCACAGGGACCAACGAUAGAAGAAGUAGAUUAAAUUAAUACAUAUCCUGUAUUUAAAACAUUCUAUGACUGUAUAUACUAUGUAUAUAAUGUAAAUAAUUAUUGUUAAUUUAUUAUGUCCAAAAAAUAAGACUGAUUUUAAAAUAUUAAUAAAUUAUUGUUAGAAUUAUUUAUUUUUUAGAUUGCAAUAAAUAAAUGUUGAAAUAUAAAAA